Messenger RNA from Cloeon dipterum, 6662 nucleotides. Its product is annotated as protein qui-1. The coding region runs from base 279 to 5078 and encodes 1599 amino acids. The record is from RefSeq and is a predicted model, not a curated record. Lineage: Eukaryota; Metazoa; Arthropoda; Insecta; Ephemeroptera; Baetidae. Gene Ontology annotation, molecular function: protein binding. The transcript has 23 exons.
UGCAAGUUAUCAGCUCGCUGCUAUUCUUCGCCACCCGCGCACCGCAACACACACACAUACACACACGCUGCUCACGAGCCGCACCGCGUCAGCUAAUGUGAUCCCUUCCGUACGUCGGGCGGUUGAUCAGCACGCCUUGGCUUCUUCCCACAUCUGCAGCACGAGUGAGGAUAAAUGGACCCGCCAAAGAGCAGCAGCAACGGUCCCCGUAGUGCUACUGCAGCCCGACGCCAGCAUCAGCGAAUUUUUAAUCACGCCAUGUAGCACGUGAAGGAAACAUGGAACUCGCUCAGAAAAUCCUCAACGGUGAACAAAACGAGGCACCACCCUGGCCUGUGCCCUUAAUUUUAAAAGCGUUCAUCUCGUCCACCGGAGCAGACUUUGAAGAAGAGCGGCGCAACCUGCUGGAACAGAUUGGCCCCGAAAUUCAGAGCGAGUUUGACUCGGUUGGCCUGGAGGUGCAGCUGGUUGACACGUUCUACUGCUCGGAGACGGCGUCGGAUCCAUGGUCUUGCCAACAAUUUCUAGACGAGGUGUCGCGAUGCAGCCGGGUGUCUCGCGGCUGCUUCUUCAUCGUGCUGGUGGGCGAGACGCUCGGCGAGCUUAUGGUGCCGACGAGGCUCGCGGCCGACGAGUUUGAGGCAGUGUGUGCAGCCGCCGGCGACGACAAUCUGCUCUCAUGGUGCUACGCCAGAGACGACACUGCUGCCGGUGAAUUCGUGUUGCAACAGCCGCAGAGCAGGCAGGAGGUGCACGAGUGGAUAGAACGCGAUUUGCCAAAGCUGAGGCAAUUAUUUAAAAAAGCAGCGGCGCGCCUGCCGCCUGGGAACAAGGGUCCUGGGAGAUUGCCAGACCUGAUAACGCGGACUUUGGUGGAAGCGCAGCUGCAGCACGCCUUGGUCGAGUCGCCUAAUGGUGCAAACAUCAUCGCCGUUUUGAGGAAAUGGGACAAUCUGAAGGAGAGCAGUUCAAAACGCAGUGAGCUGUACAAGGACUUCGACGUUGCCACUUGUGAUCGAUUAAAUGUUAUUCGGGAAUUUAUUGAAGCCAAUUUGCCGGCCGAAAAUGUCUUCAAAAUAAGUGCUCCUUGGUGUUCACGCGGUGCUGAUCCGGACGACGAGCCGUUCGAGAAGUAUCUCAAUCAAUUUCGAGACUCACUCACCGCCAGACUUCAAGAGCUCGUCUCGUGCGACCUCGACAAUCAACCUGAUCCACUCAAUGGCCGCUCCAAGGCGACGCAGGACGUGCUACACGAGGCAUCAUGCCACCUGUCCAUCUGGCGGCAACACCUGGACCAGCUGGAAGCGGAUCACGCGUCCGAGAUGCGCGAAUCGGGCCUGCUCGCUCAAAUCAAGGGCAAUUUCGAGGCCGCGUUACGCGAGCGUCACGGUCCGUUGCUGCUACACGGCUCACUGGGCAGUGGCAAGAGCUGCGUGCUCAGUUUCGUGACUCAAGAGGCCCGCGGAUGGUUUCACGGACGGCCCUUGGCGCGCAUCAUCCGCUUCUCAGGCGCCACUCCACGCUCGGCCUACGGGCUGGAACUGCUGAGAAACGUCUGCCAACACUUGAGUCUCAUCCUUGGGGUCGACACAAUACCAAAGGACUGCAGUUUCGACCCUCUUUAUGUCAACAACUGGUUCGGGACUCUGGUGCGGCGGGCUGGGGAGGCCUGGCAGGACGGCGGAUCCACGAUUCUGUUCGUCAUUGACGACCUCCACAGACUGCAACCCCUGGACUCGGACAUUGUGGCCCCGCUCUCCUGGUUGCCCGUGUCCCUCCCACCCGGCGUUCUCGUGCUGGCGGCCACCUCUACGCACCCUGAGCUUCUCAAGUUCACGCCGCUGCAGAAGGAGCGACUCCGCGCUGCGGACUGCUACCUCAGCCUUACCAACGAGCCGUCGUUUCUUGCCACUGCUCUCAAUGGCAGCGAUAAUAUCGAGCAGGCAGUGAGCAAAGUGUUCGAGGAGGCCGAGAAUGUCCUCGGCCGCGCAAUCAUCGAGCGAUUUUCCUCGUUGCUAGCCUGCUCCGAAUUCGGGUUAACUGAGAUGGAGCUAUUGGAAUUGAUGCUGCCUGCCAGUCACGCGAACGGAACGCCGGCUUUGAUGGAGGAGGGCCACUGCAAUUUCGCCAGUCUCUGCGCCCUCAGAUCAAUUCUUGGCCUGCUGCUGCGUGAAAUCUACUUGAGCGGCAAACUGCUGCUGCGCUGGAGGCACGUCUCGAUGGCAGAAGUGGCCCGCACCAGAUACAUAUCAUCCAACGAAAAGGCGAAAAGCACGCACAUGGAGUUGGCCAAUUUGUUCUUCAGCGAGUUUCAGCAGGAGGAGAGCCAGAAGUCGCAAUCCGAGGGUGGCGACAAGGAGCAGACACUCCAGCGGGUGGGCGAGGACGUCACUUACAGUGCCAGACACGUCGAGGAGGCCUGGCUGCACCUCCUCAAAGCAGGCGAUCCAGAAAGACUGAAGAAGCUGACGGUGUGCAACUUUGAUUUCCUGCUGGCAGCUGUGCAGACCGUUUCUGUCAGUUACCUGAGGUGCGUUCUGGAGCACGUCAGGUGCUACCUGUUGGACUCACACCUCGAGCUGGUCUAUUACACUAUACGCAAGUCGUGCGACACUAUUACCAGAGAUCCGCUACAGCUGGCAGCUCAAAUUAUUAGUUGGCUAGCAAAUGAGCGGCACGGCACUCUGAUAAAAUCGCUAGUGACCUCGGCGAUGGCCUGGUGCGACGGCUUCAGCGAGCCCCUGCUGGUGCCCCUAACCGGCUGGCUGCAGGCACCGCUGCCCUCGCAAAUCAAGAGUGUCACCGUGCCCACCGGUGUCAAGCUGGCCCAGCCGUCGGCCACAGGCCAACACGUGGUUUUAGUCGGGCCCAACUCGUGCGAGGCCCAGUUGUGGCACGUCAUGUCCGGCACCCUCGUCUACACGUUCACGGGCCACAAGGGGCCCAUCCACUGCAUCGCGAUGACGGCCCAAGAGCUACUCACCGGCGGCGAGGACCUCUCGGUCGUCGUCUGGGAUCUCAAGAGCAAAACGCAGCGGCUCAAAAUUACGGAGCACAUAGCGCCGAUUUUGAGCAUCGCUGCCACCGCGUCCCUGGUGGCGAGCAGCGGUGAGGACAGCACGGUUAUCGUUUGCCAAAUGUCCAACGGGGAGGUCAAAGGCAGGAUCGAUCACCACCGAGGGCCGGUCAGCAGCCUGGCCAUCACGGCCUCGGGGGACGUGUUGAUAUCAGGCUCGACAGAUGCAACAAUUUGUUUAUGGUCCCUGGACGACCUGACGCUGUUGAACAGCGUGUCGUUGGUGUCACCUGUCAAGAUGAUCUCGGUGUCGCCCGACAGCGUGUUCCUCCUGGCCGCGUGCGACAACAACCAGCUCUACUUGCACGCACUGGCGACCGGCUCCGAGGUGCACUGCCUGCGAGGCCACAAGGCUGAUGUCCAGUCCAUUAGCGUCGCGCGAGACAAUUGCCGGGCAAUUGUGGGCGGCAGUGAUGGAAGGGUGUAUAGUUUUGACAUGAAAAGUGGUCGCCUCAUCAGAAUUCUGGCCGGUCACGGAGCCGCCGUCACGUCGCUCUGCACCUCAAAGGACGAUAACUUCCUCAGUAGUGCUGGCGGAAACAAAAUCACAUUCUGGAGCUUCCGGCCUGAAGACGAGUUUCACACGGAACUCGCGGCGAAAGCGAGCAGCAAAAAGCAGGAGCACACGGCGGCAAUCAUGUGCGCGGCGAUCUCACGGGACGGCGUAUUAGCCGUCACUGGCUCGCAGGACUACAGCGUCAACGUGUGGCAACUCAUCUCGCACGAUUUGCAAUGCACACUCCACGGUCACACGGCGCCGAUCACGUGCGUCGCCGUGUCGCCAAACGGGUUGUUUGCGGUGUCUGGCGCCGAGGACCACACUUGCCGCGUUUGGGGACUCACUGUCAGCGUCGCGGUCUGCUGUUUCCUGGGCCACCAAGGGAUAAUAUCCGACAUGGCUGUCGCGAGUGACAGCAGAAGAGUGGUCUCAAGUGACCGGCACGGGCUUAUGUUCGUUUGGCUCGCGGACUCUGGUCAAGUCAUGCAGAAAUUUUCCAUCUUGGGACAGCACCUCUCCAUCUCAAAUUCGAUGAAGCACGUCGUUUGCAGCAGCCCAGGAGAGAACUGCCUCCGAAUCUGGACCAUGGGGCGCGAGGACGAGCGCUACACCGUGUCGCACAGCGAGGAAAUCACUUGUUUCGCGCUGACCAACGACUCGCAGCACGUGAUCACAGGGUCCAAAGACAUGUCGCUCAAGGUGUGGCAGCUAGCCGGCGGGAAACUGGCCCAGGUGCUUGUCGGACACACCGACCACGUCACUUGCAUCGCAGCCAACAAGGACCUGGUUGUUUCUGGAUCACGGGACGCCAACCUCAUCGUCUGGGACAUCAAGACUGGCUCCGACCUUCACACGCUCACCUCGCACCUUAGCUACGUCACUUGUGUUCAAAUAUCCGCAGACGGCACCCUAGCUGUUUCAGGCUCAGAGGACCGGAGCCUGGUGGUGUGGGACCUGAUGCUGGGCCGGGCGCGGUGCACGCUGUCGCUCAACCUGCCGGUGGUGGCACUGUACAUGAGCUGCGACGCGGCACGAAUCGUGGUUCAACUGCUUGACUGCUCGCGUUUGCCCAUUGUCUGCCUGCACAAUACGCCGGCCGCGUUUGUGCCGCCCGUCAACUACACCCCCGCGAAAGAGCCUGAAGAUCUGAGGCCAGCGAGCGGCGCGGUACCGAAGCGGCCGAUGCGUCGGCUGCUGAAAAAGGAGGUCUCUCUGGAUACGUACACGUGGCAGAAGAAGUAUGGACAUCUCACAUCAAAGGCCAUGUUUGCUGCAAUCGACGAGCGCCUCAAGAGGAGGUUCAGCGUGUCGGCCAGCAUGGAGGAAAUACCGCAAACCGUGGGUCCAGAGCAGGCAGCCUUGGCACAAUCCCAACACUUUGAGGACUUGGAGGCCCUGUGGAAUAAAAAAUCGCCGCCGCGCAGACGACAAAUGGUGAAGCAGAAUUCAUUGAUCAGCCGACGUGAGUCGUCAGAUGGCGGCAUGUCUGACGAACGGGAGUAAAUAAUCCCAAGAUAUCAAUGUGAAGAGAAAGAUCCGCAAAACUAUAUUUAGAGGCGAUCGCCCAUCCCCACUGCAGUUUAAUCAGUACAGCCUAACGGAGAACAAUACGGCUCAGCUAGAUAGUAAUACAUAGUCCUAAAACAGCAUGUUAGCAAGAUGAGUGUGUCUUCCCUUCAUUUGGUCUAAUUACAUAAUAUACACAUUGCUUAUGACGAAAACGUGGUAAGAUCGGUGAUCGAGUUAUAAGAAAAAGUAUACUGUGGGAGCGGCCUGUUAACCAUAUAGCUCUUUAUUUUUACGUUGCGUUCCGAGUUUUUGAGAGCAGCAUCAAGGCUAAAAUUGAAGCUAUAGUCUGUGAUUUACUUGACAAAUUAACAAGCAACACACUAUCAUGCACAAUUCUCGCACCUCUCUGCCGAAGCACGACAAACUUUUCUAUUCACUCAAACACAAAAACCCUUCGCUGUCGAAAGAGAGAAGAAAACGAAGCUUUUCAUCGCAUAUAUAUGUAGAAGGGGACCGCUCCGCUUGGCUCUUCUCUUACACGCUCUUAUAAAUAACACACACACACACUGCAACUAACAAUCAUUUUGUACUCGACCGUCCUUUCCUGUUUGCUGUUCCUCGAUGUCUUUGUAUACAGCGCCCAAAAUGUGAAAUUUAAUAAAGUUAUACACACACUCUUUACACGAAACAAAACACAAACUGCAUUCGCCAGGGCUACAGCCAAUUUGGUUGAUUUUCAGUGCUUGAAUUAAAACGAGGUUAAAACAUUUUUCAAAAAAAUCUGUUUUUAUUUUUUUUACUUUUAACAUCAUGUGGGAAAUUACCUUUGUGAUAGGUUUUCAUUUAAAAACUAUCGUAUUAAUUAAAAUAUUAUUAACUGUUGCGAGCCCUGAGUACACACGAGGAAAGUGACGCUUCAACCCUCUCACUCUUUCUUCCAUAUUGCCGUAGAGGUAGCGAGUUGUUGAUGUUGUUGUUGUUGAUGUCGUUGGAUGUGGAGCAUUAAAUGUUAUCGAUAUAAAAAUGAAUGACUUUUAACGGAAAUUACGCUGUCUUGCUCUUUUGAGGCGGAUUGUUUAACGAGAAAACCACUAAAGCUGAAACAAAAUGCCAAAGCCUUCAAUGUGUGACGCGCAACUUUGAUUUUUGUUCCAUCAAUAUACUUUUGACACAAUUUUUAGAAACACAAACUCCUUUGCUAGCGCAGUCCUUUAAAAAAGAUCGCGCCGGAGACGAUGUAAAAAGAAAGCCUGCUAUUCUAAGAAAUGGAAAAAUCACGCUAUUUUUAUUUUCCAUUGUUGUGAGAAAUUUCAAACAAGACUGCCAAAACCAUUCCUCUCUUUACUUAUAUCAGAGAUGUUUAGAGGUACAACAUAACGAUGUAAAAGCUGACCUUCGGGGCUUGUCAAAAAUUUUAAUAACCAAAAUUCCCCACAGGGAACGUGAGGAAAAUGGAGUCAGCCUCCUUUGCUUUUCGGUAGCAACCCCGUCGGUCGAAAAAUAGAUGUGCAUAACUUUGAUGUUAAACAAUUAAAAGUUAUUUACAAACGCAAUAAAUGUGUUCCUUGCAAACCUGAA